AUGUUCUCGACUUCGCCAAGGGAGGUGGCGCUCGUGUUGACGCUCUGUUUCGCACAGCUUCUUACCCAGGCUGGGCUUGGACAGAGUGUCGCACCCCUCCACUACAUCGGCGACAGCUUCGGCGUCACAACGCCUGGCCUCUUGAGCUGGUACCCUGCCGGCUUCAGCUUGACCGUCGGCACCUUUAUCCUCCCUGCUGGCCGACUGGGAGAUGUCUUUGGUCCGAAGCGUCUCCUCCUCAUCGGAUGGGCUUGGUAUAGUCUCUGGUCGCUCCUCGCCGGCCUUGCGAUAUAUACCACGAAUUCCUUCUUCAUCAUCGCGAGGGUAUUCCAAGGCAUCGGACCCGCGCUCCUCUUGCCAAACGCUGUUGCUGUCCUUGGGCGCAUUUACAAGCGGGGCAGAAGACGGGAGAUCGUCUUCAGCCUCUUUGGCGCCACAGCGCCGUCCGGGUUCCUCGUCGCCGCCGUCUUCGCGAGCAUCUUGACCGACCGCGUCUCGUGGAGCUGGGCAUACUACCUCAUGGCCAUCACUUGCGCCUUGCUCGUCGUCGCGACCUGGGCUUUUGUGCCCGACGAUGACGAACCAGCACAAGCCCAGGAUCCCGGCGAGGAUGGUGGUCGUGUCAGCAUCAACGAAAGCAGCGAUCCGAUCUGGCAGCGUAUCGACGGCACAGGAGCGCUGCUAGCCGUCUUGGGACUCGUCCUCGUCAACGUGCCCAUCAACCAAGCACCGAUCUCUGGAUGGUCUGACCCGUGGGUCGGAACACUUCUGGGCGUUGGCGUCUUGUUCCUCGUUGCCUUUGUCCUUUACGAAAUGCAUUGGGCCAAACACCCUCUGGCGCCCCUGGCAAGUCUGACGAGAAACUCCAUCUACGUCCUCGGUUGCCUCGCGCUGGGCUGGUCAAGCUUCGGCAUCUGGAUCUACUAUCUCUGGCAAAUUCUCGAGCGACUUCGAAGACAGCCAAUCCUCCUUGUCGCGGCUCAGGUGGCGCCAGCGUCCGUCUCUGGCUUCCUCGCAGCAAUCUGCUCUGGCCUUCUCAUGGGCCGAAUCGGGCCGUCGCCUGUCAUGCUGAUUGCCAUGCUCGCAUUCAUGACGGGCAACAUCCUCGUCGCUACGAUGCCCGUUGAUCAGACCUACUGGGCUCAAGCAUUCGUCUCUUUCAUCGUAGCACCCUGGGGCAUGGACUUGAGUUUCCCCAGCGCGUCGAUCGUGCUGAGCUACAGCGUGCCUCGACACCACCAGGGCGCUGUCGCGAGCAUGGUCAGCACAGUCAUCAACUACAGCAUCUCCAUCGGUCUUGGGCUUGCCGGCACGAUCGAGGUUCACCAGAAUCGCGGGGGCACUGACGAUCUCAAGGGCUUUCGGGCGGCCCUGUACCUCGCCAUUGGUCUUGCUGGCGCUGGCGCCACGAUUGCCUCAGUCUUCUUCGCAUCGAGUAUGAUCCAGGGAAGGGAAAAACGGCGGAAUCGAGCGGCCGUGGCGUUCCGUUUGCAACAGAAAUCUUCGUUUGUGGAGAGCCCGUAA
Messenger RNA from Acaromyces ingoldii, 1524 nucleotides. RefSeq names its product YOR378W-like protein. Gene Ontology annotation, molecular function: transmembrane transporter activity. Gene Ontology annotation, cellular component: membrane. The coding region runs from base 1 to 1524 and encodes 507 amino acids. Lineage: Eukaryota; Fungi; Basidiomycota; Exobasidiomycetes; Exobasidiales; Cryptobasidiaceae. The transcript has 3 exons. The record is from RefSeq and is a predicted model, not a curated record. Gene Ontology annotation, biological process: transmembrane transport.